Cannabis sativa is the source of this 405-nucleotide messenger RNA. RefSeq lists its product as uncharacterized. NCBI's taxonomy places the organism in Eukaryota, Viridiplantae, Streptophyta, Magnoliopsida, Rosales, Cannabaceae. The coding region runs from base 1 to 405 and encodes 134 amino acids. The transcript has a single exon. The record is from RefSeq and is a predicted model, not a curated record.
AUGGGGGUGUUCCGACUUCCCAAGAAAAAUAUCCAUGAGCUUCAAGGAAUGACUGCUAGAUUCUGGUGGGGUUCUUCAAAGAAAAAAAAGAAAACUCAUUGGGGAGCUUGGAGUAAACUUUGUCUUCCUAAGGAGAAAGGGGGUUUGGGGUUCAAAGACUUAGAGCUUUUUAAUAAAGCCUUGCUAGCCAAGCAAGUGUGGCGGGUUGUUAGAAAUCCUAUGUCCCUUGUUGGAAAGGUGUUGAAGAGCAGCUAUCUCUCCAAAUCCUCUAUGUUGGAUGCUAAAAAAGGUUCGUGUUCAUCUGCAGUUUGGAGGGGUUUGCUUUGGGGUAGAGAGAUUGUGGAAGCAGGCUCUUGGUGGAGAGUUGGUUCAGGGGAAAACAUUGAUAUUAUAAAAGAUAGGUAG